This is a messenger RNA of Blepharisma stoltei, 2326 nucleotides long. The record is from the annotation of a GenBank genome assembly. Lineage: Eukaryota; Ciliophora; Heterotrichea; Heterotrichida; Blepharismidae.
AUGCUAGUGCACAGGAUUUUCAGAGCUUUUUCAGUCAUAAGAAGCCCAACCAUGAUACCGAGAGCACUGGAUAGAAGCAGGUACACAGGAAAAGUUUUAGAUGUCUUUGAAACGCAAUUUGAGUGUUUUAAUGUAGCCUCUCACGCAAAAUUACUUCUCAAAGCACUGAAGCGGACUAGCGAUAACGCAUCUUCAGAGCCUGAAACUGAACAAAAUAAGCCAAUGGCGAAAGUUCUUGAAGAUCCGCGCUUUGAUAAAUUUUUGAAAUUGCUCAAUGAGACAGGCACUUCUUUUCAAGUCUUUCUAAAUAAUUUCCUGGCUUUGGCGUGAGUUUACCAAGCCGCAAAGCAGAAAUUUGAAGCAGCUACAUUAGCGAAGUUUAUCGAAAGAGUAAAAGGCGAGAAAAAAUUGAAUCUAAGUGAUGUAUGCAUUGCCCUCAAAGUCAUUUCAAUAGCUGCAAAACGGGAAAAUGAUGUUUUAGAGCUUGUAAAUGGACUGUCAAACCGUGCGGCUGAAUUAAUAGAACAGCGGAUUCCAUAUGCCCAAAAUGUCAAGACUUUGCUUAUGCUUGACCUAUGAAAAGAGUAAGACUUACUCAGAGAGCUGAAAAAUAACCAUUUGUUGACAGUCCUUGAGCCUUAUGUGUUGAAAGUAAUAGAUAUUUAGUACAUUAAUGAGAUUGAGCCCAAAGCUUUGGUUAUUUUUUUUAGAGUGUAUUCUCGUAACAGAACUGGAUCAAAAGAAUUUAUAAAGCAACUUUUAUUUGCGAUAUGCGUGAAAUUAAAGUUAAAGUUAAAGCUAGCAGUUGUGUUGGCCAUUAGCGGAUAAUCACUAGUCUUCGCCUGUCUCGGCUUUGCCAGACGGUAAACCCAUUUUUUUGAUUUUCUGACCCGAAUCACUGUCCAAUGGAUUAGCUCGCUAGGGCAGAGCCACCUUCAAAUAGCAGGUUAUCCCGAAAAGUGAACCAUAAAGCAGGCAAAACCUGCCUAGCCCUUUUGGCGGGGCAGGAAAGCCUUCGGGAUAAUAGAACUUCCUACUGAAACCACAGACAUUAUUUCAGCUCAUCAAGAUGGGUCCUACCUGUUCCAUAAGGAGGUUUUCGAAGCCCAUCUUUAGUAAGCGUCACCAUUGCAUUUCUAUCAUGAAAUUAAAGGAAUUGCAAAGUCAUCAAAUAUCAAAAGUGAUAUAUGAUUGUGCUUAUGUGUGAAAUAAUGUGCUAGAUGACACUGAAAAUACUUUGAAGUUACUGUAUCAAGAAAUUAUGAAAAAGCUAGGAUCAAUCGAUAAGUUCAGUUUAUAUUCCAUUUUUCCAGUGCUAAGCUGAACUAGAAUAGGCAAUCCUCAUUAUUACGAACUUCUAGGUGCGCAAUGGGUUAAAUUUAUGGGCGAUUAUUCAGACAGAGAAAUCUCAAAGCUUACAUAUCAAGCAGCAGAAGCAAAUCUCAGUUCGAUCACUUUGGUCAAAGCUCUCAACAGGGCACUGAAACCUUUAGUCUUAAACAUCUCACCGCUCAUUUAUGAGAUUUAUGAUAGCAAAGUUCAAGCUCCUGUAGGCUUAAUUGAAGGAAAAGAUGAUUUUGAGGUCCAACUGUCCAAGCUGAAACAAGAUAUCAUGAGCUCUAUCAAGCCUUCAAACCCGAAAAAGAAUGAGUUGUUGACUAUUAGCAGAAUUUAUGAAACAAAUAAUCACUCAUUUUUUAAAUUUGGAACUUUCAUACAAUUCAUGUGGGGAUUUAUAAAAAUUGCUGAUCAAACUGAUAUAAAAAUGUUGGACUCAGAAACCUGGAACCUACUUGUGCAGCUUUUAAAGAAGCAUGUCUCAGAGCUUAAUAGAAACGAUAAACAGAUUUCUUAUGUAGGGUAUGAUAUGUUAUCACAAAUAGCGUUUCUCUCUAAUAAUGCAUUCCAAACGAUAUCAAAGAUUACAAUUCCAAGAGACUUAGCAGACUAUGCUCAACAUUCAGAUCAUGAGUAUUUCACAAUCGCAAACUCUAACAGAAGCCAGUCAAAUAAGGAUUUUGAAAACCAGUUCGUUGAGUUUUGCAAAGAAAGUGGCAUUUCAUAUCAUCUCCCCAAAGCUCACUCAGCUGAAAAAUCAACAAAAGAAUUAAUCGUCGGUGACAUUCCUUUUUAUGUCAACGCAAAGGCUAAAAAUCCUGUCAUUGUAUUAAGAGAAUUUGAUAUCUUUUACGAUGGAUAUAUUAGAGGACUAAUGAAAAACAAAUUAAAGAUUUUAUCCUCGCUUACACCAAUCACAGUUGUUCGAUACGAUGAGUGGAUGAAUGGAAACAUGAAUAAAGAUUAUUUUAAAAAAAUUCUUCAAUAG